AAUUUCAAACUAUAAAUCAAUACCCCAUCAACAUACCUUCUGUGCCAAGAUGUUAUUGUAAAAGACCAAUUGUAUUGACAAGAAUUACUACACCUGGUAAUAUUGGAAGAUGGUAUAUGGCUUGUGCAAGUUAUCACGUUAGUGUACCGGGAGCAAAGCCUAAAUGUUCAUUUUUUAAGUGGGCUGAUGAAGUUUUAUAUGAUAAAAAUGACCAAUGUUUUCAUGAUGAUUUUUACAAAUUUGAACAAGUAUUUAUUAGGGAACCAACUUAUCAAAAUUGGCGAAAAAGAUUGGUUUACAUUCAAGAUGCUCAUAUUAACAAUCGUGAUGAUGACAAUUUUUUAACUAGUAUCAAUAAUAAUUUUAUACAUUCUUCUGAUCCCACAAGAGUGAAGAUUGCUGGAUUAGAUUUUUAG
Molecule: messenger RNA, 416 nt
Organism: Entrophospora sp. SA101
Lineage: Eukaryota; Fungi; Glomeromycota; Glomeromycetes; Entrophosporales; Entrophosporaceae
Source: the annotation of a GenBank genome assembly